Molecule: messenger RNA, 2747 nt
Organism: Mandrillus leucophaeus (drill)
Lineage: Eukaryota; Metazoa; Chordata; Mammalia; Primates; Cercopithecidae
Gene: EPS15L1
Product: epidermal growth factor receptor pathway substrate 15-like 1
Exons: 17
Coding region: 1-2286 (761 amino acids)
Biological process (GO): endocytosis; endosomal transport
Cellular component (GO): clathrin coat of coated pit; cytoplasm; plasma membrane
Molecular function (GO): calcium ion binding; cadherin binding
Source: RefSeq, a predicted model, not a curated record
AUGAGCCUCGAGCACAGCAGCAGAGGUGGAGAGGAGGACCCAGACGUCUGGGACCUCAGUGACAUUGACAAGGAUGGGCACUUGGACCGAGACGAGUUCGCUGUGGCCAUGCACUUGGUGUACCGAGCCCUGGAGAAGGAGCCCGUGCCCUCCGCCCUGCCCCCGUCCCUCAUCCCCCCCUCCAAGAGAAAGAAGACUGUGUUCCCUGGCGCCGUCCCUGUCCUGCCCGCCAGCCCCCCACCAAAAGACAGCCUCCGCUCCACGCCAUCCCACGGCAGCGUCAGCAGCCUCAACAGCACAGGGAGCCUGUCCCCCAAGCACAGCCUCAAGCAAACACAGCCAACAGUGAACUGGGUGGUGCCGGUGGCAGACAAGAUGCGAUUUGAUGAGAUAUUCCUGAAGACCGAUCUGGACCUGGACGGCUACGUGAGUGGCCAGGAGGUGAAGGAGAUCUUCAUGCACUCGGGCCUCACCCAGAACCUUCUAGCACACAUAUGGGCCCUGGCCGAUACGAGGCAAACGGGGAAGUUAAGCAAAGACCAAUUCGCGUUAGCUAUGUAUUUCAUUCAGCAGAAGGUCAGUAAAGGCAUCGACCCCCCUCAAGUCCUCUCGCCAGACAUGGUCCCGCCCUCAGAGAGAGGCACGCCCGGCCCGGUGAGUGCUGGUCACGCCCGGGGGGUAUUCACAUCCCUUCCCGCCGCCUGCCACCAGGUGGCACUGGUGGCACACAGCCCACAAUUGGUGAGAGAGAAAUAUUCACUGGAACAAGACAUUCGAGAAAAGGAAGAGGCAAUCAGACAGAAAACCAGCGAGGUGCAGGAAUUACAAAAUGACCUAGACCGGGAAACAAGCAGUUUGCAGGAGCUUGAGGCUCAGAAACAGGAUGCUCAAGACCGCCUGGAUGAGAUGGACCAGCAGAAGGCCAAGCUCCGAGACAUGCUGAGUGAUGUGCGGCAGAAGUGCCAGGACGAGACUCAGAUGAUCUCAUCAUUGAAAACGCAAAUCCAGUCUCAGGAAUCGGACUUAAAGUCCCAGGAAGACGAUCUGAACCGAGCCAAGUCGGAGCUGAACCGAUUGCAGCAGGAGGAAACCCAGCUGGAGCAGAGCAUUCAGGCCGGGCGAGUCCAGCUGGAAACCAUUAUCAAGUCCCUGAAGUCAACGCAAGACGAAAUCAACCAGGCAAGGAGCAAACUUUCCCAGCUGCACGAAAGCCGCCAGGAGGCCCACAGGAGCCUGGAGCAGUAUGACCAGGUGCUCGAUGGAGCCCAUGGCGCCAGCCUGACCGACCUGGCCGACCUGAGCGAAGGCGUCUCCCUGGCAGAGAGGGGCGGUUUUGGAGCCAUGGAUGAUCCUUUCAAAAAUAAAGCCUUGUUAUUUAGCAACAACACGCAAGAGCUGCAUCCGGAUCCUUUCCAGACAGAAGACCCCUUCAAAUCUGACCCAUUUAAAGGAGCCGAUCCCUUCAAAGGCGACCCGUUCCAGAAUGACCCCUUUGCAGAACAGCAGACAACUUCAACAGAUCCAUUUGGAGGGGACCCUUUCAAAGAAAGUGACCCAUUCCGUGGCUCUGCCACCGACGACUUCUUCAAGAAACAGACAAAGAAUGACCCAUUUACCUCGGACCCAUUCACGAAAAACCCUUCCUUACCUUCGAAGCUCGACCCCUUUGAAUCCAGUGAUCCCUUUUCAUCCUCCAGUGUCUCCUCAAAAGGAUCAGAUCCCUUUGGAACCUUAGAUCCCUUCGGAAGUGGGUCCUUCAAUAGUGCUGAAGGCUUUGCCGACUUCAGCCAGAUGUCCAAGCCCCCACCUUCUGGCCCUUUCACCUCCUCCUUGGGAGGGGCAGGAUUCUCAGAUGACCCCUUUAAAAGUAAACAGGACACUCCUGCUCUGCCUCCGAAGAAACCCGCUCCUCCACGGCCUAAACCGCCCAGCGGUAAAAGUACACCUGUAAGCCAGCUUGGUUCCGCAGACUUUCCCGAGACCCCCGAUCCAUUCCAGCCACUCGGGGCUGACAGCGGCGACCCGUUCCAAAGUAAAAAGGGGUUUGGGGACCCGUUUAGUGGAAAAGACCCAUUUGUCCCCUCCUCUGCAGCUAAACCUUCUAAGGCCUCUGCCUCGGGCUUUGCAGACUUCACCUCUUUUGGCAAUGAGGAGCAGCAGCUGGCGUGGGCCAAGCGGGAGAGCGAGAAGGCGGAACAGGAGAGGCUGGCGCGGCUGCGGCGGCAGGAGCAGGAGGACCUGGAACUGGCCAUCGCGCUCAGCAAGGCUGACAUGCCUGCCGCCUAGGCGAGGGCCGUGUGCAGGCGGGACAGGGCACGGGCAGGUUCCAGAGAGGGGGCAGUUGCAGAUGUCUAUAUAUACACACACACACACCGUCGCCACCGCACUCCAAGGACCGGGACUCGGGAGCUUGUUCAGGGUGAGCAAACUGGCUGCAAGACCUGGAAAGGUCACAUCUCCUGGGGAAGCCCUUAUGGAGGCCUUGGCCACCGCUUCUACAGGUCCGUCUCUCCACUGUGCCAUCCCCCCUGGGGCUGACCGCCUCCCGCUCUUGCUCUGGGAACGAACACACGGCCGGUCAGUCGAGGAGAGGAAGCACCCAGGGCCUCCCCGCCUCCUCCCUACUCAUAGCUGCAGACAUCCCCGCCCGCCCUCCCACGCAUCAGUCAGACACUCCCCCAGUGGUGUAUGCAUUCGUUGUAUAAAAUGAAGUUUGAAUGAUUAAUAUAAAAUAUUUUAAUACAAAA